This is a messenger RNA of Saccostrea echinata, 1968 nucleotides long. Its product is annotated as zinc finger CCCH-type with G patch domain-containing protein-like. The transcript has a single exon. The coding region runs from base 5 to 1687 and encodes 560 amino acids. The record is from RefSeq and is a predicted model, not a curated record. NCBI's taxonomy places the organism in Eukaryota, Metazoa, Mollusca, Bivalvia, Ostreida, Ostreidae. Gene Ontology annotation, biological process: regulation of transcription by RNA polymerase II; negative regulation of DNA-templated transcription. Gene Ontology annotation, molecular function: RNA polymerase II cis-regulatory region sequence-specific DNA binding; DNA-binding transcription factor activity, RNA polymerase II-specific; metal ion binding. Gene Ontology annotation, cellular component: nucleus.
AAAAAUGGAUGAAAAUGCUCUAGAAGCGUCCUUAGAACUGUAUAAAGCCCAAUUAUCCCAAGUAGAACAAGCAAUUCAAGCUGCUGGAUCGGAGGAGAAUGCAGAUCUAAUACAACUGAGGGGCGAUUUACAGGAAUUAGUGUCUCUGACAGAGGAGGGACUGUUGUCUCUAAAAAAGAGCAACAUUCUCAAAGGUUUAGAGGGGAACGGUAAUGAGAACAACACUGGAGAUGAUGAAUAUGCUGCUUUCCAGGCUGCCAUAAAAGAGGAGGAGAAUUCUGUGAAAGAAACUGCUACAGAGGACACUGAUGAUGAAUAUUCCGCUUUCCAAGCUGCUCUGCGGGAGGAUUUAAUGUGUCAUAAAGGAAGUGAUUCUAAGGCUUCAGGUUGUUCUUCAAGCAAUGGCGAAAUAAUUAAAGGUCCAGAAAUAAAAGACAUAACAGAAGAAUUGGCGGAAAUAGUGGGAACUCUUUGUCGAGCGCCUUACAUGCACGAUUGGGGAUCGUCCAGUUACCAUAAUGCCAUGGUUACAGAUAUAAAGACAUCUGAUGAUAACGAGAUAAUAGCUUCUGUGUUGUUUUGUAACCCUACUCAUGAAGGAAUGCUUCCAUGUGAAUAUCAUAUAGAAGGAAAAUGUAAAUUCACCCCAGAUCAAUGCCGAUACUCUCACGGACAUUCAGUGAAGCUGGAAGAUCUCAGAGAGUACUGUGAACCGAACUAUAACUCCCUGAAGAUGGAGUCACCUUGUUUGGCUCUUUACACUGAUGGGCUUUGGUACAGGGCUGUCAUUGUUGAUGUUCUUGAGGAAGAUCACCAAUAUACAGUGUCUUACGAUAAUUACAAUGAUACUGCCACAUUGGAUUUAAAAGACAUUCUUCCACUUCACUCAACUGGCUCUGAUUCUAGUGAUGAAGAAGAGGAAAGCGAAGAUAAGGAGUCAAUGUUAGAAAAAGAUGAUUCCAGUGAUUCCUCAUCCACUGAGGAAGAAAUGAUUCCCAGAUACUUUAUGAGACCAAACCAAACCACUGAGGUACUCGGAGAAUGGGAGGAACAUACUAGAGGAAUUGCCUCAAAAUUGAUGGCAAAAAUGGGGUACAUAGUGGGACAAGGGCUUGGUAAACUUAGUCAAGGUCGUUCAGAGCCUGUUCCAAUUCAGCUUAUUCCCCAGGGAAAAUCCUUAGAUAAAAUUAUGGAAUUGAAAGAGAAAGCAGGUGAUCAAGAUAUGUUUAACGUCUCAAAGAAAAUGAAGAAGAAGAAAAAACACGGCAAGAUGACCACGAAAUCGAGAUCUGAAACUGUGACGUCUUCAAGUGAUGUGUUCCAUUUCAUAAAUAAAAAGUUAGGUGGUAAAAAAGGAAACAUCAAAGAGCUUAUACAUCACCAUAAUCACAAAGCAAAGAAUGCUCCAGUAAGAAUUCUUGAAAAAGAACUUUCUGGUCGCAGUGAUAGGAACUUAAACAUUCAGUUGCUUAAAACAGAGGAAGAAAUCAGAAACACAGAGAAGGAGAUUGCUCGACUUAAACAAGCUUUACAAAGACAUGAGAAGAAGGACGAAGGGAUGGCAAAACAGUAUCGAGCCAAACUCGCUAAAACUGAGCUUUACCUAAAAGAACUUAAAACAUCUGAAAAAACUAUACAGAAUCAUAAAACUAAACGAGGAAACCACAAAAAGUUAACUGUCUUCUAGAGGCACCUGUUAAUUGAAUACACAUGUACUUACUUAGUCCUUUUAAUUAGAUAUUUAAAUACCAUUAUAUGAUUUUAAAGUGAUUAAUCCAAAAGUAUCUUUUUACAAGAAUUUUUAUAUUGAAGUACCUCCAUUUUAAUCAGUAUAAUAUUUACUGGAGAAAUAUUGCCCUAUUUGUGUUACAGAAUAAACUAUGUGUGAUGGUUGUGUUAUCUGGUUAUAUCUUAGACUAAUAUCAUUUUAAUUAGACUAAUUAAUCACGUUUACCCCUUUAUCCUGUG